CAAUAAGAUGACCCAAGCAAUUAUCUCUUUACUUUCGAAUAAUGCUACAUUAUGUCUGCCGAUAGAGUCAAGCACUUACACAGUAUGUGAUUUAAAGCAGGAGAUAUUCUCCAAAACACACAUUCCUGUAGAUCAACAAAUACUACGAACGAUUGGAGGACUUGAUAUUGAUGAUCAACAGCCACUAGAAUCAGAUAAACAUAUUCUUCAUUUCAACUUGUCAGCUCGUUUAUUAGGUGGUAAAGGAGGCUUUGGAUCUAUGCUCCGUGCACAGGGCGGUCGAAUGAAUGCUCAAAAGACAACUAAUUUCGAAGCAUGCAGAGACUUGCAAGGACGAAGAAUUCGAAGCGUGAAUGAAGCUAAAAGAUUGCAAGAAGAAUUGGAUGCUCUUCCCAAACGAGAAGCUGAAAAAAGAGAAAGAUUGAAGCGAAAGAUAGAAGAAGCAUUGAAAGAAAGAGAACCAAGAAAACAUUUGUUUGAUGAUAAUGAAUUUUUAGAAAGCAAGGAAGAAGUAGUUGAAGGAGUAAAGUCAGCUAUAGGACAAGCACUAAAGAAACAAAAGACUUCACAUAAUGGCAACCAUAAGCCAGUAGCCUCAACAUCUCAAUGUCUGUUUAAUGAUGAUAUCUCUGAUGAGGAUGAGGAUGAGGAUGAGGAAGAAGAGGAAGAGGAAGAAGAAGAGGAAGAGAAGGAGAAACAGGAAGAAGAAGAAGAGGAAAAGAAAGUAGAAAAAGAGGAAAUAAAAGUAGAAGAAAAGAAAGGCGAGAAAAAGGCUAAAGCUAAUAACCGCCAAAAGAAAGGAAAAGGAAAAAGCAAACAAUAGUCAUAAUCAUUUACAUAUGGGUGAUACGAACAUGAUGAGGCGAGAUUACGUAACAUAGUAACAAAUGAUCCAUAAUCAAUAAAAUACUUAUACCAUAUGUAAUUGUUUACAAAGGCUUGAUAGCCUAGCUGAG
This is a messenger RNA of Rhizopus microsporus ATCC 52813, 956 nucleotides long. RefSeq lists its product as uncharacterized. The record is from RefSeq and is a predicted model, not a curated record. Lineage: Eukaryota; Fungi; Mucoromycota; Mucoromycetes; Mucorales; Rhizopodaceae. Gene Ontology annotation, cellular component: nucleus. The transcript has 2 exons. The coding region runs from base 8 to 823 and encodes 271 amino acids.